Messenger RNA from Anastrepha ludens (Mexican fruit fly), 1274 nucleotides. RefSeq lists its product as uncharacterized. Lineage: Eukaryota; Metazoa; Arthropoda; Insecta; Diptera; Tephritidae. The record is from RefSeq and is a predicted model, not a curated record. The coding region runs from base 116 to 841 and encodes 241 amino acids. The transcript is spliced from 2 exons.
UAUCGAUAUAUUAGUUUCCAUACCAACAACCAUGUUGAUGUUUUGACGCCAUAUUUUUUGCCAUUAAUUACGAUUGCUCAAUGGUGCGAUUUUUUGUGGUAACAAAUAUUCAAAAAUGGCAUUGAAAUUAAGCCGCGACGAUACUAUUAAUUUAAUACGUAUUUAUGGAGAGUACGAAUGCCUUUGGAAUUGUCGUAAGAAAACCUACAAGGAUUUAUUUUUAAAAAAGGUAGCUUGGGAAGAUAUUGCUAAUCAUUUCGGAACAGAUGUGUAUGAGAUAAAAAAGAAGCUAAAAUAUCUGCGCACAGUCUACGUUGCUGAGCGACGAAAAUUGGAGGAAUCUAAAAAAAAUUCUAUCAAUCCAUUGGAAGUUUAUCAACCAACAUUAUUUUACUAUAACGAAUUUAGCUAUUUAGAUAAUACAAUUGUGUUAAGGAAAAGACAACUCUCUGAUGAGGAAGAAACGUUGCCAAAACAAGAACCAUAUGAUGAAUUAAGUAAUGACACUAAUGAACAAUUAUAUGAGAAUGAAUCAACUUGGGAAAUGUGUACGCCUGACCAUUAUAUGGAGGAGGAAUUUCAGCAGCCCAAUACUAAAAGAAUAAAGUUAACACCUCAUGUAAAUACUAAUACCCUAAUUGCUACGAAUUGUUCUGUACAUAGUUCAAAAUAUAGUGAAAAAGAUCAAAGCUCGAAUGCCUCUUUAAGCACCGAUGAUAUGUAUUUAGCUUUUGGUAAAAGCGUUGGAUUACAAUUAAGAAAUUUAAAGACUAUCAAUGCAGUUAAAGCUAUGGCUCAAAUACAGGAAACACUAACAUCAUUCGCGGUUUCGGAAGAGUAAUGAUAGCAAUAAGUGAAGCAUGGUGAACUUCUAAAACUUGUCAAAAGCAUUAUCUAUGAAUACAUAGCAUCAUUAUUACCGAUUCGCUGGCUAUAAGUUGUUAUCGUUGUUGGUUUCAAAUGUAUACAAUUUGUAAUUAGUGAUAAAGUACAUUACCUUUACAGUUGGUUCUACGUUGCCGGAACGACUCAGAUUUAAAUCCGACCAAUGGCGGUCAAUUCAGCAGCAUUUCCCCAACAAUUUUUGGGGAUUUGUUGUUGUAGCAGCAUAAACAUUUCCCAUAUUUACAUACAGGGAAUGUUGCUGGAGUGACAGUCCUUGGCCGGAUAUAAAGCCGGGUCGUUUCGGUAACGUAGAACCGACCCUCGUGGGGAGUGGUUUAUGCCCAUAAUGAUGUUUUGGAAGUUAGCCAAGUAUUUAAAUUACAGUAAUA